CCCUCAGCCCCCGCCCCUCCUCACCCCCACACCCAUCCUGCGCGCGAGGGCACUUUCCCCGGCACCCGCCCCAGCACCACUUUGUUCUGACGUCCGCCUGCCCAGCUCUGACGAUCGCCCCCGCCAGCCACCCUUAUAAAGGGGACUUUUGCCAAUACUGGCAUCGAUCGCCACCUCAGCCGCGUCGCGCGUCCUCCGCCGGGGCGCCCACACCUGUCAACUCCGUGCGCGUCCAGGUUCUGGGAGACCUGGGGCAGGAACCCAGCCGCCUGGCGAUACUCCUCGCCCCUUGGCACCCCGGACACUCCCCCUCCCUCGGCAGCCUUGAAGCCCCCAACCACCAAGGUGCCUGGGCGGCGGUCCCGAGAGGAGCUCCAGCCGGCGGAGCACUUCUCCGCGCGGCGACGACUCCAGAAAUCUUAAUGAAGUAGCUCACUGUGGAAGAAUCUGGACCCCUAGAUAAAAAUGGCUUUCCAUGUAGAAGGACUGAUUGCUAUCAUCGUGUUCUACCUUCUAAUAUUGCUGGUUGGAAUAUGGGCUGCCUGGAGAACCAAAAACAGUGGCAGCUCAGAAGAGCGCAGCGAGGCCAUCAUAGUUGGUGGCCGAGACAUUGGUCUGCUGGUGGGUGGAUUUACCAUGACAGCCACCUGGGUCGGAGGAGGUUACAUCAAUGGGACAGCUGAAGCAGUGUAUGUACCAGACUAUGGUCUAGCUUGGGCUCAGGCACCAAUUGGAUAUUCUCUGAGUCUGAUUUUAGGUGGUUUGUUCUUUGCAAAGCCUAUGCGUUCCAAAGGAUAUGUGACUAUGUUAGACCCGUUUCAGCAGAUCUAUGGAAAACGCAUGGGUGGGCUCCUAUUUAUUCCUGCGCUAAUGGGAGAAAUGUUUUGGGCUGCAGCCAUUUUCUCUGCCUUAGGAGCCACCAUCAGCGUGAUCAUUGACGUUGAUGUGCAAGCUUCUGUCAUUGUUUCUGCGCUCAUUGCCACUCUGUACACGCUGGUGGGUGGUCUGUACUCCGUGGCCUACACGGAUGUAGUUCAGCUUUUCUGCAUCUUCAUAGGCCUGUGGAUCAGUGUCCCCUUCGCCCUGUCACAUUCUGCAGUUGCUGACAUUGGGUACACUGCUCUGCACACCAAAUACCAAAAGCCUUGGCUGGGGACCAUUGAAUCAUUUGAAAUCUACACUUGGCUUGAUAGUUUUCUAUUGUUGAUGCUGGGUGGAAUCCCAUGGCAAGCCUACUUCCAGAGGGUCCUCUCUUCAUCCUCAGCCACCUAUGCUCAAGUGUUGUCAUUCCUGGCAGCUUUUGGGUGCCUGGUGAUGGCUUUACCAGCCAUACUCAUUGGGGCCAUUGGAGCAUCAACAGACUGGAACCAGACUACAUAUAAGCCUCUAGAUCCCAAGGACAACGAUGAAGCAGACAUGAUUUUACCAAUUGUUCUGAAGUACCUCUGCCCUGUGUACAUCUCUUUCUUUGGUCUCGGUGCAGUUUCUGCUGCUGUUAUGUCAUCAGCAGAUUCUUCUAUCUUGUCAGCAAGUUCCAUGUUUGCCCGGAACAUCUACCAGCUUUCAUUCAGACAAAAUGCAUCAGACAAGGAAAUCAUCUGGGUUAUGCGAAUCACAGUGUUUGUGUUUGGAGCUUCUGCCACAGCCAUGGCCUUGCUGACAAAGACUGUGUAUGGGCUCUGGUACCUCAGCUCAGACCUCGUUUACAUCAUCAUCUUCCCGCAGCUGCUCUGUGUGCUCUUCGUCAAGGGAACCAACACAUAUGGGGCUGUGGCAGGUUAUGUGUCUGGCCUUUUCUUGAGAAUAACUGGUGGGGAGCCAUAUCUGUACCUGCAGCCCUUGAUCUUUUAUCCUGGUUAUUACCCUGAUAAGAAUGGCAUAUAUAAUCAGAGAUUCCCAUUUAAAACCCUUUCCAUGGUUACCUCGUUCUUAUCCAACAUUUGCAUCUCCUAUCUAGCCAAAUAUCUAUUUGAGAGUGGAACCUUGCCACCCAAAUUAGAUGUGUUUGAUGCUGUUGUUGCAAGGCACAGUGAAGAAAACAUGGAUAAGACAAUUCUGGUCAAAAAUGAAAAUAUUAAAUUAGAUGAACUUGCACCUGUGAAGCCCCGACAGAGCAUAACUCUCAGCUCAACUUUUACCAAUAAGGAGGCUUUCCUCAACAUUGAUUCAAGUCCAGAAGGGUCUGGGACUGAAGAUAACUCCUAAUGACCCCAUCCACAUGAAAUACUGCUUUCACAAACAGAGUGUUAUAGCAGGCUAGUCCAAGAAAGAUGGGUUGCAGCAUAUAAAAAAUAUACUUAAAAAAUAAACAGCAUUCAGGUGGAUAAAAAUCCAUACAAAAGUGCAGUUGCACAAAUGCAAGCCAAGUUAGAAGGAAUCAUGUAUGAAAGCAACAGAUUGCUUUCUCAUCGGUAUUUCUCAUCCUCGUUUGAUUCUGACUCUAGAUAUUUUUGUUAAAUAUUCAAACGUGAAUUAAGCCCCACUCAAAGAACAGAGGGUUAGAGUAUUUAUCUUUAUUCAGAAAAAAGAAGUAGGUAUGAAACAGCCAAGGAAAUUCAGUAGACUUGAUCUAGACCUUGUCUGCUAAUGCACUCACUAGUGGGUCUGGUUUAUUUUCAUGAUGAAGUUCAGAGAGUAACUUGCCAUCACUCAAAUGAAUGGUGCAAGAAAUUAAUGGGUGAUUGUCCUGGUGUCCUGAUGGUUAACCUAUUCUUGCAUCUUCUUAACUAGAACAUUUGCUGAAUAUGCAAUUUGUUUCUCUUUGUAGUGACACACAUUAUUCUGAGCACAGGCAAAGCAAACACAUAUGCAAAA
Neofelis nebulosa (Clouded leopard) is the source of this 2814-nucleotide messenger RNA. RefSeq names its product solute carrier family 5 member 7 (gene SLC5A7). Gene Ontology annotation, molecular function: choline:sodium symporter activity. The transcript has 9 exons. Gene Ontology annotation, cellular component: axon; dendrite; synapse. The record is from RefSeq and is a predicted model, not a curated record. Bases 466 to 2205 code for a protein of 579 amino acids. Gene Ontology annotation, biological process: transmembrane transport; choline transport; neuromuscular synaptic transmission. Lineage: Eukaryota; Metazoa; Chordata; Mammalia; Carnivora; Felidae.